Effrenium voratum is the source of this 4524-nucleotide messenger RNA. The record is from the annotation of a GenBank genome assembly. NCBI's taxonomy places the organism in Eukaryota, Dinophyceae, Suessiales, Symbiodiniaceae.
AUGGCUGAGAGGGCGCUUUUGAGCAAUUUCCUAGCCUACUUGGACGCAUGCGGAGGGUCUCUCGAAUCCAGCCAAAUUGGCGAUUUUUACAUUGCGAACCCCCUCCACCGGGAAAGUACGACGAACAUGCGCAACUUUUGCUUGCAGCACCCGGAGCACUUCAAGAUACACCAAGGCAGGUCUGGGAAUUACACCAUUCAGAAGGUCGGCUCUCCUUUGUGGGACCUCCUCACAUUUGUGCAGGAACAGGGUGGCACAGUGUCCUCAGAGAGGUUCCAAGGCUUUUACAGCCGACAUCCCCAGCAUCGUGCCGUCAUCCGUGACAUGCGUGGCUUCUGCGAGGACCACCCGAAGCACUUCGUGGUUUACCAAGACGAGCCGCCGCAUUGGAAGCUCACGCUCGCUCCGUCGGAAGACUCUGUGGUGUCGCGCUUGGCGGCGUUUCUCCGCACAUUGGGCCGGGAUGCCACCUCCAGGGACUUGAGCAAGUUUCAGGGGGCCAAUCCUGCAGACUCUGCGGUCAUCCACGCGCACAACCGCACGCUGCGGGUAUUCUGCUCUGAGCAUUCGGACACCUUUGUGGUGCGGGAGUCUGAAGGGCCCGGUAUUCAGCUUGCCUUGCUGGAGCGUUUCCCGGACCAAAGUGAUGCAGCAACUGCUGCGGCCUUGGCCCUCUUUGUGGAAGAAUGGGUGGGACCUGGAAAAGCUUUAAGAGUCAGUGACAUCGAGGAGUUCUAUGAAAGACACCCGGGGGCAAAAAGUUGCAUCGCAAACUGGUGCUCCUUGCCCAACUUUUGCACCCAAUUCAUGGGACUGUUGUCCUACGAGCAUCAUUCAGCAGGGGAUUGCAUCAAGCUUCCAAUGCAUUGCUGCUUCUAUAUCCGGCGAAUGUGCAAGCACUGGCAUGAACAUGACGGAUUCCUUCACCGCCUGCCUGGCAAGUGGACAGGGGCUGUUCACUGUUCAUUUGGAAAAUGGUGCAGCUUUCACUGGGCCGGCAUCGAGGAGCAAGCAAUGGCACCGGUCCCAACAGGCCCAAAUCCAAGCUCUGGCAGUGAGGAGUCUGAGUUGGAACUUGCAAAGGAGGUGCUAGCAGUGCACAAGAUCCGCUGGGCGCAGGAUUCUGUCAGCGUUCGGUUCCGCAGCGGCGAUUUGCUGGUGGACACACUGAAGGACUUGGUGCAGGGCUGUUUGCAUCCAGACGCCCUCCCGCGGUUGCACGUGGUCAAGAUGGACAAGAAAUGGUAUGCGGCUGACGGCAAUCGCCGGCUUUGGGUCUUAAAGGAAUAUAGCAGAAUGACCAACAACAAGCUGCGGAUCCGGGUGCGUGCUUUGAAGUCCAUGCCCCAGAGCAAAUUCACGACUACCUGCAGGGGCAAGGAGGUCCAGUUCGUGGGGAGCAGCCGGUAUUCUAGCAUGACCUUCGCCGUCUUCUCUUUGAAGGAGGCGCCCACUCCCGAAGACCUGGUGCUCGCCGAGGAGAUCCAGAAGGGUGCAGGUUCUGUGCCGCUGGCGACGCUUGAGCAGACCUUCCAGGAUGCGAGACGCUACAUCUCACAACGCCAAUGUCUUUUCAGUGUGGAGGAGGACAAGGUGUCUAUCGCCCCUGCAGUGUCGCCGAAGAAAGGCAAAAUUACACCUGGACAGUGGAUUCCGAAAGAACCGCAGGCGCAGUCAUCUGAGCGCUGCAUGCGGGAUGAGGAGGAUGCCUCCACUUCACCACAUCAAGUGGAUGACGCUUGGGGCAGGCGAUCUCCAAGAACUCAGGUUGCCACUCUGGACGCAGAUGAGGCCCCGGAACCCAUGAGGCCCAUGACGCCGGAGCCAAGCGAUGACAACAGCAAGGCAGCAGCCAGCGACAUCACUGUCCGCAUGUAUGGCGACAAGCGCUGCGCACUGGUGUCCUGGUCAUGUGGCGCUCGUCCGGAGGCAGCUUUAGCACAGGGCAAGUGCAUCAUCAGCGGAGUCGAGUUGAAAGCGGUACCCGCGGACACUAGACGGUUGUUUGUGGCGUGGGGCCCUGACGUUGACUUCGAGCAAGAUACAAUCAAAGCAUACUUCGAAGAGAGGCUUCGGAAAGCUCAGAACACGGCAGAGGAUCCAUCAGCAGUGAGCAGCAAAAGUGUCCCCAGGCAGCAGCCAGAGGAAGAUGGAGGUUGUCAAGACGACGUCGCGCCGCAGGGUCCUCUUUUGGAGACGCCAAAGCAGCAGGAUGCCGAUGAGGAGGAGCAGCGCAGUGACGCCCAACGGCCGGGAAGAAGCGAAGUCGCAGUGCGGGUGUACAGCUCGAAGGACUGUGCCUUGGUGUCUUUUGCAAACCCCGCGGAGCGUUGCGCCAUUCAAGAGCAAGGGGAGUGCAGCAGCAUUGGCGGUGUGGAAAUCACACGCGUCUUGCCCACAGACCGGCACCUCUUCGUGGCCUGGCUGCCAGGGACGGAUCUGCCGCCGACCAGCAUCAAGCGGCACUUCGACCGACGAUUGGCUGCUUUGGCUUGGGAUGGGGCUGGCGCUGAGGCUUUGGAAACGAGCUUAGGCCCGGCGCCGAGGCAAGCCAAGAGAUGGGCAGCGUCGCGGGCUGGUGCUGAGACUGCGGCGCCGCAGGACCGGGGAAAAUCUGCCACACAGAUCAAGAAGAACGAUCGUAAAGAGAAAGCCGAGAAGCUCGCAGACAGCCGUCAUCCAGCCGAGUACGCGCAAGGUGGCGUGUUCGUGCGGAAGCACAGUUCGAUGGGCUGUGCCAUCGUGUCGCUUUCGGAUGCCAGAAUGCAGAACGAAAUAUUGUCUGAAGGAAGCACUUGCACCAUAAACGGUGUCACUGCAGAAGUCAAAGCCCACACAGUCAAGGGCGCGCAUAGCCAUUCCAGCGCCGACGUGUUUGUGGCGUGGGGGAGGCAAGCUGAAAAUGCAUCCCCCUUAUCAACCCAAGCAAUUGCUCUCCAUUUUCAAGCCAAGCAGCACGCAAUUCAAGCAAAGUGGGCGGCCGAGAAGCGAUCUGAGAGCCAAGCGGCAGACCACACACUGCAGAAGCUGCGCCUGGUUCUUCAUCAAAACGCUCAGCCGGAAUGUCAGGUUCCCUUUGACCCCUGUGACCUUCGGGUUCCUCUGCCCUCAGCUGCUGCGGCUUCACCCAGUGGCCCUUGGAGCCUGCAUUGGGUAGUGGAGAAGCUGCCGCUAGCACUUCAAGGUGACCUGGGUGCUGCGCUAUUGAACGAGGAGGUCCAGCGGCUUGUGUUGCGCGCCGGCUGUCAGGUGCAACUGGCAUUGGCGGAGGGCUGGCAGCAACACGACAUGCGCAAAGUUCUUGGCCAGGAGGACCUGGACCACGUCUUGGUGAAGCUGCGCUCAGACUUGGAGCCUUUAGAGCCCCUGCCAGCCAUCCUCAAGGGCUCCGUGCACCGCGCGAGCUUUGUUUGGGACGGCUCCGCGAUCAGCUCGAUUACAUUUCACCUGGCUCGGCCCUUCCUGGGCGCUACUCCUGUGAUGAACUUGGUUUUGAAACCAAGCUCCUUCCUUGUCCUCGGCCCCUCCAGCAGUGGAAAGACAACAAUGCUUCGCCAUGCAGCAACGGUUUUGGCAGAAAGGCGUCAAGUUCUGGUGGUGGAUCCUUCCUCAGAGCUUGGUGGGCGGUGCGACAUGAAUCUGCUGGGCGCAGCAAGGCGCGCAGUCCCAGCAGCCAUGGAUUUGACGUUUCUGCGCCAGAUCAUCGCCGACGAGAGCCCAGAAAUCCUCAUCACGGAGUUCGCCAGCGCGGAGUUGGCAGUGCAAGCGGCCCACCUUUGCGUCGACUCGGGCGUGUGCUUGCUGGGCUCCUUGAGGGCCAGCCUCCCUUCUCUGGCGGAGGCGUACUAUCGCUUCAACCUCUGCCCGCAGCUCGCGGCAUGCACCACUUUCCCGCUGGCGGCCCUCGUGGUGCUCCACCGGCGCUUUGACACCUGCGAGGCUGAGCGUGGGCCCAAUGUCCGCCUCACGGUGGAGGGCCAGCCGGAGGUCUUGGUCCGCUUCAGCCAGCGUGGCUUGAACACGGUCAUCAUUGGCAUUUGGUGCGCUUGCUCUGCGCGGAAGUGUGUGGAUUGGCUGCGGCGUGUGCUCUACGUGGGCGGGGAUGCCGACACCGUGGGGGCUGUGGCAGGCCAGAUCGCUUGUCCGCUGCUACCCCUGGAUGAUGUCGUAGAAGCAUACAAGCGGGCGGUGGCGUUGGAGGAGAUGACCAGCAAGUCGGCCCAGGUGAACCAGCAGGCGGCGAAGCGCUUCUUCCAGAGGAGCUGCCUCUUCGUGCUGGCGGACUGGCCACAACUCUUGCAGACCCCUCGCCUGAUAGACCCCGCCUACGAAGGCUUCACCACGGAGGACGGGAUGCGUGUGGCCGGGCAUUGCAGGACGCCCUGCAAGUUCGGAGGCAAGUGCUAUGAGAAGAAGCCAAACCACCGUGUUCAGUAUUCGCACCCCGGAGAUGAAGAUUGGCAGCGCCUGCCCUGUCGCUAUGCCCGCUGUCGUGACGGUUCCGGAGGAUCGGCUGGAGUUUAG